Molecule: messenger RNA, 5434 nt
Organism: Carcharodon carcharias (great white shark)
Lineage: Eukaryota; Metazoa; Chordata; Chondrichthyes; Lamniformes; Lamnidae
Gene: lsp1a
Product: lymphocyte specific protein 1 a
Exons: 14
Coding region: 298-2127 (609 amino acids)
Biological process (GO): signal transduction
Molecular function (GO): actin binding
Source: RefSeq, a predicted model, not a curated record
GCAAUCUGUAUUAGCAGUACUGAAUGAGAAACACAUGCAGCAUGAGGGAGUGUGGAGUUACUGAGCCUGUCUGACUGCGGGGCUGUACAGAGAGAGAGAGCGAGAACUGGAGGAACUAACACUACAGUUUGCACGAGAAAUCCAACAGGAAAACUUCAGCCAACCAGCGGAGCUUUCACGGAACAUUUAAAGCCACAGAGGUUUGGGACAAGAGGAGAUAUAUCCAGUCCUGAAUUAAGAACUAGGGAGAAGCUUUUUUUCCUUUGCAUUGUGAUUGUAUGAUUUACACUGAAGGACAUGACCAGUGCAGUCUUUAGGAGAGGAUCCAGUAAAGAGGGUUUGAAAAACCUCUUGCGGCUGACUGCACAGAGGAGUAUGGAAGAUGAGGAGGAGAUAGCCCGUGAGCGCCGCCGUCGAGCACGUGAGGAGAAACGCUAUGACCAAGAUGAUAAUGGGUCCUUCACCAGCAGCACGUCAUCCACGCCAGUCUUUGAGAGCCUCACGACAACUGAGGAAAACCAGUAUGAUUUCAACUGCAAGUCAACUAACUCUACCCUGGAUGAGGACGAGGGCUUCAGUGAUUGGACUCAGAGGCGAGAAGAGCGCCGGCAGAAACGCAGGGAGGAGCUGGGACAGAUGGAGGAAGACCAUGUUGAAUCACAAACAGGGCGCACUUUUGCUCUGAGGGACAGAAAGGGGCAAGAGGAUCAGGAGGGGCUCAGUGUUGGUAAACUGAAAAUGUGGCAGAUUGAGGAGGAGGAAAGAAGGAUGCUCAAAAGAGAACAAGAGCAGGAGGAGGAAAAAUGUCAGCAGAAAGUUCGUGAAAGGAAGCAAAGAGAGUUGGAGGAGCUGGAAAGAGCUCAGAAAGACCUUGAUGAAAGGGAAAGAUUAAAAUAUCUGAAUGAAGACCGGGAGCAACAGGACCAGGAAAAAACAGAAAAAGAGAGACAAAAAUUGGAGAUAGAGAAGAGGCCAAAAGAAAAUGAGUUUAAGCUGUCCCAUAUGGCUAUGGCAUGGACCGAACAUAGCGGUUACGAGGAGGAAAAUAAUGAUCCAACAGAAGACAAAAUGGCAUCAUACCAUGGCUACAGGACAACCAAGACAAUUCUGAGUGAGUUUCCUGAAACAGAUGAGGAGGGGGAGCUUGCCCGCCUGGAAGCUGAGCAGAAGCUGGAGCAGAUCCGCCGGAGUCUUGACGAGAAGGAAAACCAGGAGUAUGAGCGCCUGCGGCAGCGGGGUCAUGAUGCCGAGCUUGAGCUGGAGGAACUGAAGAAGAGGAGAGAGGACCGGCGUAAGCAGCGGGAGGAAGAGGAGCUCCGUCGGCAGCAACAGGAGCAGGAGCUACAAGCCAAAGAGGAGGAAGAGAAAAGAAGAAUGAGAGAAGAGAGAGAAAAACGAAGGAUGGAGGCAGCAGAGAAACGCCAGAAAGUUCUUAGUAUUUCAGGUAGUGAAAUGGAGGACCCAUUUAUUCCCCUCAGUCCCAAGAGUCCAACGUUUAAGAAAGAGUAUGACGAAGGGAUGACAUCAGAAACAGCCUGCUUGAUCAGUGAAAGAACAGAAUCGUUGAACCGUUCACUGAAGAAGAGUAACAGUAUUAAGAAGACCCAGCCCAUAACUAAUAUAUCAAAGAUUGACGAACGAUUGGAGCAGUAUACCAGUGCCAUUGAGAGCACUACAAAGUCACUCAGACACACGUCACUGGACAUGCCAAACCUACCAGAGGAUGUUGCCACCAAGAAGAGCCUAUGGGAGGCAGGCGAUGUCGCAGGUAACUCCGCUACCAAAGGGACACCAUGUAAGGAUACUGACGGACUGAAAGUAGGUGUUUGUGACCUCAUCAAUCAGUGGGUGAGCAAGAACCCAGAAGCAAGUCCCAGGGCCAGCCCCUCCAAACCAACUGAAAUUAAGGCAGGGGAUGUGAGAAGCAAAAAGAAUAUUUGGGAGAACAAAACUGAUUCUUCCCCCAAAUCAGCGCAUGCUGGAAAGAAUCAUCCCUCUGGUACAAGGUACAAGUUUGUGAUAACUGGCCAUGGCAAGUAUGAGAAGGUUGCCAUUACUGAUGACGAGCAUGGUACCAAUGGAAAUAGUCAAUCAACUGAAGUUGAACAUUAUAAUAAAGAAUAUUGAAGAACUGGAGCCAACAUGUGGACCAAGAGCUGUCAAACUUAUUAAUUUUAUAUUAUUUUUUGUUUAUCUAUAAACCAGUUAUUCUUGCUUAUAUCAUCAUUGCUAUGUCUUUCCCUCUGAUACUGCAGUAGUUUAGCCCAGUAUAUCUAUUUGAAAAAUAGAACAAAUUCUCUAAAGGAUUGUGCAGAGACACAUGUUAAAGACAAGGAUAGAGUAACCCUAGUUCAAUAGAUCUUUCUUAUUCCAGUUCAGUACAGUUAAGGCUCCCCACUUGGAUAAACCAAGAGCAUUGUUUUCCUACUGGUAACCAGAUAAGUACCUGCUGGUUAUAAGAUGGGGGUAGAAAACCCAAUUAGUACAUCAAUUUCUGCCAUAGAACAGUAGGACUCUAUAAACAAGCACAUGUGCCAUAAGAAGCUUUAAUCUAGUGAGAAUGCUCACUAAACAGUUGAGUCUUUUUUGACCUUAGAAGUUUGAAAAUGUCUACGCAGCAGGACUAUUUUAAAUCUGUCAUCACAUGAGCCAGUAUAUCAAUGCAAUGAAUGCAAAGCUUGAGCAGCAUUGGAAUACCUCCAUUUCACUCGCUUGCCUAAGUGCAUGUUGGAAUACUUCACACCCACCCACUUUCGUUUACAUGCUUUGCGUUAGUACAAUUUGUCCAGGACGACUGGCUUACUGGCAUCAGAAUAUCCAUAAUAGGCAGUCCCUUCCUUCAGUCCUCCGCAGUGCAUGCAAAACUUGGACAAACAAUAUGUAUUUUAAAGCAAUUCAGUGGCCCAGAGUAUUCUUCAAUUUGCAUAAUCCUCAGAUAAUUGUUUUAGUGAAUUUGUUAUCCUUUAACCCUUUCUCACCCGCAUGAAUUAGAUCUAGCUUUGAGCAAAUUGUUCUCAUGAGAACCUAUAUUUCAUAGGGUCAUUACAGCACAGAAGGUGUCCAUUUGGCCUAUCGAGUCUGUGCUGUGUGUAGUUUCCUGAAUAAAAUGGGAGUAAUUAAACUUGGAUCUGAGCAAACUGAGAAAUAAAUAAUGAGCACAAUAUUAAGAAAGCACUCACAGCAAUCAGCUGACGUGAUUCUGAGAGGAUAAGAAUAAAAAUGGUUUACUAGAGUACCUGUCACAACCCAGAGGAUCCACAGAGGUACCUACCUGAUGAAAGGUUUUGGUCUAAUUUGAAAAAUAUGUUGAGAAAUGGGAGCUGGCAUCUAAAAAUUUGUUACACUAUUGCCAAUGGAAUAAUAUGUACAUAUGGGAAAACAGGCAAAAAGCAAAAUAAUUGUAAAUUCAUAUGCCAUUUAUGAGGUUUGAUUCAUAGUUUUGAUCUUGUGUCCUUCUCUCAGUUCACAAUCAUCAUUGUUUUAUUGCCCAUUUGUAAAUAUGAGCUGGGUUUCAAUAAAUAGCAGACGGCACCAAUUAUGACUCAGUUAUAUUACAGUUUUCAUUGGGGAAUGGUUUUGACUUUGUAUCAAUGUAUACUGUAUUGUGUAAUUUAGUUGUGAAAUUGCCUAAAUUGAAAACCAGAUCAUCCUGUAUGAAUGAGGAAGAUCAUUCAGCUUAUCCCAGCUCAUCACGAUAAAAAGAACCAAGCUUCCACCAUUAUAGAGUCAAGGUAUCUCUUAUGACUUUUGUUCUCUUUACCACUGUACCUGAAAAUCUAUUCCACAUGUUGAUUACACUUUCUGUGAAGAACCUACUUAUAUUAGUCUUAAAUGUGCCUUUCAAAAACUUGAAUCUCUGCUACCUUGUCUUGUUAUAGUUUAAUUUGUAGUUUUGCUCCAGAUUUAACUUUUCAUGUCCACUUAUUAACACACACGACUCUUUUUCAAGUCCCUUCUUAGUUAUCUCUUUUCCAGGCUGAAUAGCUCAAGAAUCGACAGUCUUUCUUCAUAAUUGUUUUAGGCUGCAUUGUCCAAUGAGUUGCCUGGAAGCUUUAAAAAUUUCAUUAUGAUAUUGCUGAGUAAUGCUGAGCUAGCAGUAUAUGAAAAGCCUGCAACCCUAUGUCAAUUUAAACAGCUGCCAAUUUAUUAAUGACUUAGAGGAACCGAGAGCCAUUUAUCCAAGUUUGCUGAUGACACUGUUGGGUGGCACAAUUAGGUAGAUGGACGCAGAAGGUUGCAGAGGGAUAUUGAGAGAUUAAUUGCAGAAUUGCUAAAAGUUAGAUACAUGCAAAACAAAAGGCUAAUGGAAUGUUGGCCUUUAUUUCAAGGAAUAUAAAAGGGCAGGAUUUAUACACAGUUGUAUAAAGCUCUGGUUAGAUACUGUAUUCAGUUGCGACACUAUACCUCAGGAAUCAUUUAUUGGCUUUAGAAGGGGUGCAGUGCCGAAUCACUGGAAUGGGACGCCUUAAAGGGGUUCAGUUAUGAGGGCAGGUUGCCUGGACCAGACUUGUAUUUUGGGUAUAGAAGAUUAAGAGAUGAUAUAAUUGAUUAGCUUUAAAAUGAUUAAAGGAUUUGACAGGGUAUGUGGAAAGAAAUUAUUCCCCCUGGUGGAGAAGUUCAAAACAAGGGAGCAUAAUCAUAAUAUUAGAGCUGGGCUGUUCAUGGAGGACAUCAGAAAACACUUCAUCACACAAGGGUAGUGAAAACCUGGAAAACUCUCCUUCAAAAAGUUAUUGAUGUUUGGUCAAUAGAAACAUUCAAAACUGAGGUAUAGUUUUUUGUUUGGUGAGUUUACUAAGGGGAAAAGUGGGGGAGAAAUUAGUUUGUGCAGUUGCUAAGCAGGCUUACAUCAAUCCCACGGAGGCAGGCAGUGCUGCCUUGUGGCAGUUUUCAUUGAUAUCAUGCCCCUGGGAAUUCAGUGUAAGUCUGCCUAAGUAGUGCUACAUAAACUAAUUUCUCCCUAUGGACUAAAGUUGAGUAAAUGGAAUUGUGAUACAGAUCAGCUAUAAUUGAAUUGAAUGGAGGAACAGGCAUGAUUAGCUGAUUACUCUUGUUCCUAUAAGUCUCAAUCUGAUGAUGUUGGUAUAACUCCACUGCUGUGUGACAUGAUCAUAUUUGGCCAUAUGUCCACAUGUUAAGUAGCUUGCCAAUGUCAAUUGUCUAGUUAGACAUGAGAUGCUCCAGGAUAACUGGAAGCCAUGCAGUAAUACUCCAGCCAGUUUCUUUGGUAAGAAAAGCAAGAGAAAACAUUGCCUAAAAUCUGGAGAUUUGCUGCUUUAACAUUUAAUUGCAAUGCAGUAUUCUGUUUAAUAUGAAACUGAGCUUGUAUUGUUGUUUACUACAAUCGUGCACAAAAUAAGAUGUCUGUUUGUAAAUCCAAUUUCUUUUUUCCAAUAACUAUUGACAUUUUUAUUAAAUGUAAUGUUUGACCUAA